GUUUUGUAACAACAACAAAGAGUUUCAGUUUCUCAUCACCAUUCAACUCAGCUGACUUUUCCCCUUCUCUCUCUAUAACCUUCUCAGCUUCCAUUGACACCCUUCAAGAUUUGUCAACUCCCUAAACAUUCAUUUUCUUAACUCUUCCUUCCAUUUUCCAUUUGCUGCCAAUUUCCCUGGUUUUUCCAUUUUCUCUAUUUUUUUCCAUUCAAACAGAAGCUUCAUACCCUUUGAAUCAUUGACCUUGGUCUUUUUUUAUACCCUUACUACCCCUUGUUUGUUUUUUCUUCUCUGAAUUUCUCUUGUGGCUGCUAUGGAUUGUGGAUUGAAUCAAGAGAACCAACUGGGUCUCAAGUCCUUUAAAUUCUAAAAAGUUUCAUUUUUUAUUGUUUUUUUCUCUCCUCUAUUUGCUCCUUGCUUUAAGGGGUUGUUGUUGGGUGUUAAGGAAACAAGGCAGGCAAUGAGUAGCAAGAAAAGGGUGAUUUCCUUUGUGAGUAGUAUUGAAGAUGCUGCUGUGGACUUCUUCAAUCAUCUCUUGCAGGAGAAGCCUCAGAUUUCAUUCUUCAUUCCACUGAUUCUGAUUGCUUGGGUUGUUGAGAGAUGGGUCUUCCCUUUCUCCACUUGGGUUCCUAUUGCACUUGCUGUGUGGACAACAAUACAGUAUGGGAGAUAUCAACGCAAGCUACUAGUGGAGGAUUUGGAUAAGAAAUGGAAGCGAAUCAUACUGAAUGUCUCGCCCAUCACACCAUUGGAGCACUGUGAGUGGCUUAAUAAGUUGUUGACAGAAAUCUGGUCCAACUAUUUUAACCAGAAGCUCUCAAACAGGUUAUCAGAUAUAGUUGAGAAACGUUUAAAGCUCCGGAAACCAAGAUUUCUAGAUAGAGUUGAGCUGCAGGGGUUUUCACUUGGAUCAUGCCCUCCAAGCUUGGCUUUGCAAGGGAUGCGGUGGUCAACUAUCGGUGAUCAGCGAGUCAUGCAACUGGGUUUUGAUUGGGACACAAAUGAAAUGAGCAUUUUGUUGCUUGCUAAGCUUGCGAAGCCAUUGAUUGGAACUGCUCGGAUUGUGAUCAACAGUCUUCAUAUCAAGGGUGAUCUCCUUAUUACACCGAUUCUAGAUGGAAAAGCACUCCUAUAUUCAUUUGUAUCAACACCUGAGGUGCGAGUAGGAAUUGCCUUUGGAAGCGGUGGGAGCCAGUCACUUCCUGCCACUGAGUGGCCUGGUGUUUCUUCUUGGCUGGAAAAACUUUUUGCUGACACCUUGGUUAAAACCAUGGUGGAACCUCGCCGUCGUUGUUUCACUUUGCCUGCAGUUGAUUUAAGGAAAAAGGCUGUUGGAGGAGUUAUAUAUAUUAGAGUGAUUUCAGCAAAUAAACUUUCUAGGAGUUCCUUCAAAGCACUGAGAUAUUCAGAAGACAAUUUUGAUGACAAGGACCUACAGACAUUUGUAGAAGUAGAAAUUGAGGAAUUAACCAGAAGAACAGAUGUCAGACUUGGUUCAACCCCUAGAUGGGACGCACCGUUUAAUAUGGUUUUGCAUGAUAAUACAGGAACUCUUCGCUUCAAUCUUUAUGAGAGUCUUCCUAACAGUGUGAAGUGUGACUAUCUAGCAAGCUGUGAAGUCAAGUUGAGGCAUGUUGAAGACGAUUCGACAAUAAUGUGGGCAGUUGGACCUGAUUCUGGGGUCAUAGCAAAGCAAGCUCUGUUUUGUGGAGAUGAAAUUGAAAUGGUUGUCCCAUUUGAGGGGGCCAACUCUGGAGAGUUGAAGGUGAGCGUCGUAGUAAAAGAAUGGCAAUUUUCUGAUGGUUCACAUACCAUGAACAAUCUCCGAGCUAGCUCUCAGCAGUCACUUAAUGGAUCAUCAAAUCUUCCAUUAAGAACUGGACGGAAACUUUACGUAACUGUUGUGGAAGGCAAGGAUCUUGCUGCAAAAGAAAAAUCUGGAAAAUUUGAUCCAUACUUUAAAUUGCAGUAUGGAAAGGUUGUCCAGAGGACAAAGACUUCUCAUACUCCAAAUCCUUCCUGGAAUCAAAUGUUUGAAUUUGAUGAGAUUGGUGGCGGUGAAUACUUAAAAGUUAAAGGCUUUAGUGAAGAAACUUUUGGAGAUGAGAACAUUGGCAGUGCACAAGUAAAUUUGGAAGGGCUGGUUGAUGGCUCGGCCAGGGACGUGUGGAUCCCUCUUGAAAGAGUGCGUUCUGGAGAAUUAAGACUUCAAGUAGAAGCAGUUAGGGUGGAUGAUCAAGAAGGAUCAACGGGUUCAGGUAAUGGUUGGAUAGAACUUGUUUUGAUUGAAGGAAGGGAUCUUGUUGCCGCCGAUCUCAGAGGCACGAGUGAUCCAUAUGUGAGGGUACACUAUGGAAACAUAAAGAAAAAGACAAAGAUUAUACAUAAAACACUUAACCCUCAAUGGAACCAGACCCUUGAGUUCCCUGAUGAUGGAAGUCCCCUGGUACUUUAUGUCAAGGACCACAACGCGUUACUACCGACAUCAAGUAUAGGGGAAUGCGUUGUAGAAUAUCAAAGGUUGCCCCCGAACCAGAUGGCUGACAAGUGGAUACCUCUCCAGGGGGUGAAAAAGGGUGAGAUUCACAUCCAAAUUACUAGAAAAGUUCCAGAGGUGCAGAAGAGGAAGAGUAUAGACUCUGAACCUUCCUUGGGUAAAUUACACCAAAUUCCUAGCCAGAUAAAAGAGAUGAUGAUCAAGUUCAGGUCAUUAAUAGAGGAUGAAAAUCUUGAAGGACUUUCUACAACAUUGAGUGAGCUAGAAACUCUAGAGGAUACACAGGAAGGGUACAUUGUCCAGUUGGAGACUGAACAAAUGCUUCUUCUCAGCAAAAUAAAGGAACUUGGCAAAGAGAUCAUUAAUUCUUCUCCUUCUCAGAGCAGAAGAUCUUCUGAAAGCCCUUAGUAUUUAAUAUUUUCCAUGCAAAUUUUUGCUUGGGAAUCAUCAGGGACAGAUUUUGUACAUGUUUGUCAGACUAGCUUGUAUUCAUAUACUGCCAUGGAUAGCUUGUAAAUGGUUAUUUGAUAACUAAUGCCAUCCCCACACAUCUUAAUACCAUCCCCAUUGAAUUCCACGGAAAAAAAAAUGCAUACCUCACUUUAAAGUGCCGUAUGAAAAAAAUGGAAAAUGCAUACUGCACUUUAAAGUGCGGUACACAUAGGGAUGGUAUUAAAAUGUGUGGGGAUGGUAUUAAUAACAACAAUGCCUUUUUUCUUUCUAUUGUGAAGUUGCUUUCUGGGAGGGGGAUUGCAUAAUUAAAGGAAAGAUUUGCUGUAUUUACACUUGUAGUGGAAAUCAGGUUCACUCUGGACUCUCAAUGUGGAAAAAAGAUAAAGUUAAUAUUAUAGGGUUGAAAUGAAGAUGAAUUGGUUACUGUUA
Molecule: messenger RNA, 3379 nt
Organism: Lotus japonicus
Lineage: Eukaryota; Viridiplantae; Streptophyta; Magnoliopsida; Fabales; Fabaceae
Product: synaptotagmin-5
Exons: 14
Coding region: 461-2905 (814 amino acids)
Molecular function (GO): lipid binding
Source: RefSeq, a predicted model, not a curated record